Molecule: messenger RNA, 675 nt
Organism: Ornithodoros turicata
Lineage: Eukaryota; Metazoa; Arthropoda; Arachnida; Ixodida; Argasidae
Product: tigger transposable element-derived protein 4-like
Exons: 1
Coding region: 1-675 (224 amino acids)
Molecular function (GO): nucleic acid binding
Source: RefSeq, a predicted model, not a curated record
AUGCUGUCUCACCAACUAGCCCAACUUUCUGCGCUUGUUCAGUUCCUUGAUCAGGGUAUCAUAAAGGCAUUCAAGGUAGGCUACCGGAGGCGUCUGCUUCAGCGCCUCCUGAUUAAUCUUCGAAUGGGUGUGGACCUCAAGAUCGACCUGCUGGGUGCCAUACAAAUGAUGACCGGUGCCUGGAAUGACGUCAAGCGUGAAACAGUAGCUAACUGCUUUCGCAAGGCGGGCUUCGUAGCAGUUGCAGACGAGGCGUGUGCGGAUGCCUUGGACGAUGACGACUUCGAGUACGCUCUUGACGACGAGCUUCGAAAGGUCGCAGAGUUCCCAGAAGCCGUUCCCACUGAUCUGACGGCACAUGAUUUUGUAAGCUCCGACGACAAUGUGCACGUUGUGGCAGAGAUGACGGAUGCGGACAUAGCGCACGUUGCUGGUGACGACGGCGAUUCAAGCGGCGAUGAAGGCUCACUGGGAGGUGUUAACAGCGACGAUGUCAUGCCCACAGCCACCGAGAUCGCUUCGGCUUUCGCUACCAUUCGUCGCUGCUGCGGGGCAAUAGAAGGAGCUGGACUUUCUCAUUUAGGAAGCCUCGAGAAGAUCGAAAAUAGUGUAAUGGACUUCAUGGCUCGCAACAAGAGACAAGCCCAACUCACGGAGUUCUUUCGUCCCAAAUAA